This is a messenger RNA of Phaeodactylum tricornutum CCAP 1055/1, 850 nucleotides long. RefSeq lists its product with no specific name. Gene Ontology annotation, biological process: positive regulation of catalytic activity; deadenylation-independent decapping of nuclear-transcribed mRNA; deadenylation-dependent decapping of nuclear-transcribed mRNA. The transcript has a single exon. Gene Ontology annotation, molecular function: mRNA binding; enzyme activator activity. NCBI's taxonomy places the organism in Eukaryota, Bacillariophyta, Bacillariophyceae, Surirellales, Neidiaceae. The record is from RefSeq and is a predicted model, not a curated record. Bases 112 to 828 code for a protein of 238 amino acids. Gene Ontology annotation, cellular component: P-body.
UUUCCAGUGGCUAAGAGUACGCCCAAACGACCGACAGGAGGAUCACGCAAAUUACUUGUAAAUAUCUGUUCUCCGACCAACAUCACACACCCCUAGCCGACGUUGCACAGUAUGGCGGGUCCUCCUUCGGAACAAGCGCGUCGACAGGCCAAUUUACGUCUGUUACAGCGCACCUGCUCGAACGAGAUUGUCUCCAUCGAAAACACGGCUACGCACGUUGUACUGUACGAAUUCUCGGACAAUGCGUGGCGAAAAUGCGACGUGGAAGGAUCCCUAUUUCUCGUCGUUACCAAGCAAUCCAGCGAUCCCUAUCAAGCUAUAGUUUUGAACCGCAACUCUGCCGAAAACUUUAUCAUGUCCAUUACGCCCGUGAUGCAAUUGCAGCACCAGGAUCCCUACUUGAUUAUUAAACAGCCUGUCGAGGAUACGACGUGUAUACGGGGUAUUUGGUUCCACUCUGCCGACGAGCGCAUCGCCAUGAAUGAGGCCUUACAAAUGACCAUUGAACGCGUGAAAAAGGGGCACGUACCACUGGCGACUUUGGGAAUCAGUACCACAUCGGAGAGUAACGGUACGGCGACAACGACUGCGGCAGCGCCCCGAGCGGCAUCCGCUGACGAAGCGACCGCCAUGGCGUCAGUCUUGUCCGUUGCCGCGGCCGAAGCAACGAAUUCUACGUCUACAUCGCACGCUAGUCCGCCAACUGGAGUUGCCUUGGAUAAAAAGUCGCUCCAGCUUGCUUUGCUAUCGCUGGUCCAAGACGAUCGAUUUCUGGAUUUGCUCCAUUCACAGUAUCUAAGAGUGGUACACGCCCGUUCGAAAAAGUAAACGCCAACCUAGCCAUAUCGUG